UCACGACCAAACAACAUCCGCACUAAACACGACUAAAACGGGAUUAAUUUUCUUCAAUGACCAUCUAGCCUCGAUCUGAGUGACAAAAUGGCGGUAUAAGAUACACACCUCCACUCACCCGUACAGGAUAAACGUUUCCCAAACAGCUGAUCGACGUGUGUCCUGCCCUUAAUUGUGUACAUCAAUCAAAUCUACAACUCUUUCAGACGCAACAAAGUCUGUCAGACGGGACUGUCUCACUUAAGACAGCUCAGCUGGACAACCUGAAAUCUGCCAGUCAGAUUCCUUAAAUCUGACUGGUAAAAGACUUCAGACGACAUCAAACGUCCUCAACCUACCUAUCAACCUACCUAUCAACCUACCUAUCAACCUACCUAUCAACCUACCUAUCAACCUACCUAUCAACCUGCAGUAUCAACGAGUUAUACCACACACUGAUUUUUUCACUCAAUGGAUCUAAAAUUUAAAAUGACAUCUUAAACAAACGGAAGCUUACUACAAUGCUGUGAUAGACAUUUAGAAUUGUUAGUGUUGUGGUAGAUUUGUCUCUGUCAACAAACGGAAACUUUCUACAAUGCUGUGAUACACAAGACGAUUGAGACUGUUAGUGUUCAGGUAAAAUUGUCUCGACCCAGCGGCAGGCAGCAAAAGAUGUCCUCACCAUACAAGAAACUCCCCGCGAGUGUGGUGAAAUCCAUCGCUGAGAGGUUGAGUAAGUGUAACCUGACGCACGACUCCCUGGCUGUGAGGGAACCAGACGUGACCUACUGCAAUGCGACCUGGGACCUUUUCUCCUGUUGGUCCACCACAAGGGCGGGGGAUAUGGCGGUGCAGCCGUGCUUUGAGAGUGGCCUGUCAGACGCCUCCAACAACGCGACCAGGGUAUGUCUAGAGAACGGUACGUGGGACAAAAGCAACUACACGAAAUGUAUGGGGGGAAAAGACCAGCGUUUGUUGAUGGAGGCCCAGGAGCCCACUGGCGUCUUGUUGAUCUACGAUAUCGGCUACAGCAUCACCACCAUCUCACUGGUCGCUGCUCUCAUCAUCUUCUUUUACUUCAAAAGUCUGCGGUGCCUGAGGAACUCUAUCCACUGUAAUCUCUUCGCUGCUCUCCUCUUCUCCAACGUCAAGUGGUUUAUCCUGAGACUCUCCAUCCACAAGAUCAGAGAGAACAUCAUGUGCAACAUCCUGGUGGUGGUCAUGCACUACUUCCACACGUCCCUCUUCUUCUGGAUGUUCGUGGAGGGCUUGUACCUCUUCACCAUCAUCUUGUGGGCUUUCUCGGCACAGAAGCUCAGGCUCUGGCACUAUCUUCUCAUUGGCUGGGGUGUUCCGCUGAUUAUCAUGGUUGUUUGGACCGUCUUAAAGCUUCACUACGAGCAAGUCCUGUGUUUUCUGCCCCAUCCCAACUACCCCCACCUCGACUACAUCAUGUACAUGCCCAUCCUAAUCGUUUUACUGAGCAACGUGUUUUUCAUCGUCACCAUCAUCUGGAUCCUCGUCACCAAGCUGAGGGCGUCAAACACACUGGAGACCCGGCAAUCCAGGAAAGCUCUGAAAGCCAUCGUUGUCCUGUUGCCCCUCCUCGGGCUAGGCUACGUCCUGUUCCUUGAACCGCCUGUACAGAAUGAGAUUCUCGUCAUCAUCUUCAAGUACAUCAAUGCUGUUUUACAGUCCCUGCAGGGAUUCUUCGUCACCAUAUUUUACUGCUUCCUUAACGGCGAGGUACGAGUCCUACUGCGGCAGAAGAUCAGCGCCCUACAGGACAGCAGGACACUAAGCCGCUACACCAAGUCCUCAUUCUUCGGGAGUCCCCGUCGCUCAAGCUGCUACGCUAUGGCGGCGACCAACGGCAAGGCCACCCCCGGGCUUAAGCGGAUCUCUGGGGGGAGCGGCCAGUCCAAGCUGUCUCGUACGUGCGAGGCUGAGACUGAAGCCAGCGCUUCCAUGAUGGACAACAUGCUGUAGGACAGCUGUCUAUGAUGGACAACAUGCUGUAGGACAGCUGUCUAUGACAGACAACAUGCUGUAGGACAGCUGGACAUGGUGGACAACAUGCUGUAGGACAGCUGUCUAUGACAGACGACAUGCUGUAGGACAGCUGUCUAUGACUGACAGUAUGCUAUAAGACAGCUGGACAUGGUAGACAACAUGUUUGAACAGCUAUGUAUGAUGGACAAUAUGAUGUAGGACAACUGUCUAUGACGGACAGCAUGUCGUAUAAUACCCAGGUAUGAUGUAGGAUUCUUAACAAAGAAUGGGUUAUUUCGUUUUGAACAAACUAAUACAUCUAAGCUGAAGAUGUGGACAUCAUAAAGUGGUCGUGAUGGUGUGGGCAUUUUAAAAUAAUCGUGAUGAUGUGGACAUAAAGUGGUCGUCGUGAUGUGGACAUCAUAAAGUGGUCGUGAUGUGGACAUCAUAAAGUGGUCGUGAUGUGGACAUCAUAAAGUGGUAGUGGUGAUGUGGACAUUAUAAAGUGGUCGUGAUGUGGACAUCAUAAAGUGAUCGUGAUGUGGACAUCCUAAAGUGGUAGUGGUGAUGUGGACAUUAUAAAGUGGUCGUGAUGUGGACAUCAUAAAGUGAUCGUGAUGUGGACAUCCUAAAGUGGUAGUGGUGAUGUGGACAUUAUAAAGUGGUCGUGAUGUGGACAUUAUAAAGUGGUCGUGAUGUGGACAUCAUAAAGUGGUCGUGGUGAUGUUGACAUCAUAAAGUGAUCAUGAUGAUGUGGACAUCAUAAAGUGGUCGUGGUGAUGUUGACAUAAAGUGGUCGUCGUGAUGUGGACAUCAUAAAGUGGUCGUGAUGUGGACAUUAUAAAGUGGUCGUGAUGUGGACAUCAUAAAGUGGUCGUGGUGAUGUUGACAUCAUAAAGUGGUCGUGAUGUGGACAUCAUAAAGUGGUCGUGAUGAUGUGGACAUCAUAAAGUGAUCAUGAUGAUGUGGACAUCAUAAAGUGGUCGUGGUGAUGUAGACAUCAUAAAAUGGUCGUGAUAAAAAAGAUGUGAUAAAGUGUACAGUACAAACAAACUACCAACAAUGUAUUUUAAAAUGUGACGUGAAAAAAUAAAUAUGAUUUGGUUGACGUCACAAAUAUUCUAAAGAUGACGUCAAAAGUUGUGCAGUGAUGACUACAUAACCACACUGUGAUGUGUACAGUUUGGUGUGUACCAAAGUCAUGUACAUCACCAGUGUACUAAGGUAGUGUACAUACUUCUAGUUAUAUGUCCUGGCAUGUUGUGUACAUACAUCAUGUACAUAUGAUCUGUAUAUAUGCCCUGUACAAAUGCUCUGACAGUAAUGGACACACCAUCCGCGUCUGUUAACUUUUAUUUUACAUUUGUCAUUUAAUUUGUGGCAAUGACACAGACAUGUCGAUGUUCGAUUGUUAAUUAUUGAACUAUCAGGCUAUUUGGGGUCACUAGGUGAUAUACUGUUUAAUCAAAACCUAGAACUAACUGAACUUAUUUCUCUUGGUGCAGUGAAAUCUGUGAGCAACCAUCGGUUCCAUCACUUCCAAACACCAGUUUUAUAAUUGUCGUUAAAAUCAGUUUACACCAACAUCAAAGUUUACUUUUAUAAAUGUCGUUCUUUUAUGUGUUACAUAUUUCUUAGAAC
Messenger RNA from Physella acuta, 3612 nucleotides. Its product is annotated as corticotropin-releasing factor receptor 2-like. NCBI's taxonomy places the organism in Eukaryota, Metazoa, Mollusca, Gastropoda, Physidae. The record is from RefSeq and is a predicted model, not a curated record. Gene Ontology annotation, cellular component: plasma membrane. Gene Ontology annotation, biological process: cell surface receptor signaling pathway; adenylate cyclase-modulating G protein-coupled receptor signaling pathway. Gene Ontology annotation, molecular function: G protein-coupled peptide receptor activity; peptide hormone binding.